CUUCCUGCAAGAAAAAAAAUAACCCCAUUAUUAAUCGUAGCCUAUCUCUAGUCUACCUACUCGAGUCACAUGGGUAAGUCUAGGUAUAGUACAUCUGAAGCAUCGACGUUAAUUAUAAAGCUCGCGCCAUCGCCACACAGGAAGGCGUAGAUUUAUUUUAUAUUAUUUUCCACUUCUUGCUCGCCCUCUCCUCACUUCCUCAGGGACUGUCUUUCUUAUUCCUUCAUCUUUUCGUAUAUAUUAUUACGUGCGUGCUACGCGUCGUAUAAAUAAUUAUACCUACUGAAAGACACACUCUAACACAUAAGUACAAACACGUGAUUUCACAUCGUCUUUGUAAAUUUAUAGCCUCGUGUUCUCGUACUGAGCUAUCUAAAAAACACCAACGCGUUUGCCUGCGAAGUCGAUGAUAUGUACCUACGUCGCGUGUUCAUGUUUUAACUAGACUCAAUUGUUAUACUAAAAUACGUCGUCGUGUUGCUAGUUAAGAAGUAUCGUUUUACCGUUUACGUAAUCAAACUUUUGAAGAUGUCGGGUUUUACUUUCAGUAGCGACGUCGACGGAAGACACGCUCGAAAGUACCGCAUCAUCUGCAUAGAAAAGGAUAGCAUUGGCCUAAAACAGGUCAAAGAUUCAAACGAUGAAAAAGAAGCGGGACGAAGCUUAAGACUACGUUUUAUUCCCUCGAAUGCAGAUACUAGCAGUGGCAGUACGAGUCCAAGAAGAAGUGAUCAUGAUGAUAGAAAAACGAGAAUCGGAAUCGUGAAAGGAAAUGAUCACCCAUCACCUGGACUCAAGAAAAGUAUGCCAACGCCGAGCGUGGUAUUCACCUUUUCCAUAGAUUCUACGGACAAUCGAACGCUGCCCAGAUUGAAUCAGAAAUCACAAUGCUCAAACACCGAUUACUCUCAUUGUCCCGUAGUAUCGUCAUCGGUAAAUUCUAACGAAUUACAAGAUUGUCGUUCCCCUAAACAAAAACUUUUGGGAUUGUGCAACCAGAAGGAACCGAUACCUUUCCAUGAAUAUUUUAACGACCGGGUGUUAGGAAAUGACUGUAAGAAAAUCGGCGAAGGCACAUUUGGAGAAAUAUUUAUGGUAAACACAAAUCAACCACAAUGCUCCACCGUACUAAAAAUUAUACCAAUCGAAGGAGAUCUACUUAUUAACGACGAAAAGCAGAAAAAAUUCGAAGAAAUUCUUUCCGAAUUGGUUAUAACGAUAAACCUGAGCAAUCUGAAAAAAAGAACAGAUUAUUAUACAGAUAAUUUCGCCGAUUUUAAAAAUUGUCAUUGCGUUUAUGGGAGAUAUCCCAAAAAAUUAAUAGAGCUCCGGGACGUUUACAAAGAUAAAAACGAUUCAGAAAACGAGUCGCCAAGAGCAUUCGAUGGAAAUCAAUUAUACGUAAUUUUAGAAUUGAGUCACGGCGGCGAAUCAUUCGAAAAUUUUAAAUUAAAUAACGCCCGGCAAGCGUUGUCUGUAUUCGCUCAGGUUACUCACGCGUUGGCUGUAGCCGAAACAGCGUUUCAAUUCGAGCACCGAGACCUUCAUUGGGGCAAUAUAUUGGUUUCAAAGUCAACAGAAGAGACAGCAGCAUAUAAAAUUGGAGAAUUCCAAAAUUCUGUCAAACUACGCGGUGUCAAAGUCACGAUUAUCGAUUAUACGUUAUCGAGGAUAUCAAUAAAUAACUGCAUAUUGUUUUACGACAUCGGCACUAGUCCAGGACUAUUUUCAGGCGAUAGUAGCAGCGAUUUUCAAUUCGAAGUUUACAGAUUAAUGAGAAACGCAGUAAAGAACAAUUGGAAGGAAUUUUCUCCAAAAACGAACGUGUACUGGUUAAAAUACUUAUUAACCAAAAUGGCAAACAAAGAUCGAUACGCUAAACCGGGAACAAAAAUACAUCGAAAAAAUUUUAAAGCAAUCGAAGAACUCGCGGACACGGUUGAAAAAUGUUCGAGCAGUAAAGAUCUAAUCAAAAAGCUUAGUUUAGAUUGCAUCGUUUCAGCGAAACAGUAAAUUGUAUUAAAAAGUAUAUUAAGGUAAUGUGCCUAUAGGUUAUUUGUGACAGAUGUGUAUUAUGUGAAUUGUAUAACUAUAUUAAUGUACUCGUAUUUUAAAAUUUUGAUGAAUAAAUUUUUUCAUUUUUUAUUUUUUAUUUUUAACGUGUGCGA
This is a messenger RNA of Planococcus citri (citrus mealybug), 2168 nucleotides long. RefSeq names its product serine/threonine-protein kinase haspin homolog. Lineage: Eukaryota; Metazoa; Arthropoda; Insecta; Hemiptera; Pseudococcidae. Bases 529 to 2013 code for a protein of 494 amino acids. The record is from RefSeq and is a predicted model, not a curated record. Gene Ontology annotation, cellular component: nucleus; cytoplasm. Gene Ontology annotation, molecular function: histone H3T3 kinase activity; ATP binding. Gene Ontology annotation, biological process: intracellular signal transduction; mitotic cell cycle; protein phosphorylation. The transcript has 9 exons.